Molecule: messenger RNA, 429 nt
Organism: Paramuricea clavata
Lineage: Eukaryota; Metazoa; Cnidaria; Anthozoa; Malacalcyonacea; Plexauridae
Source: the annotation of a GenBank genome assembly
AUGGCAAACAGUGCUUUUGACAUUAGAGACUGUGUGUUAACGACAAAUAUUCCGGUGGACUGUGAAACGGACGCCUGUGAGGAGAUAAAUCUGAGCGUUUUACGGGAAAUGCGGGUUGUUCGCAGUAGGAGCUCACUCCUUCAUCCGGAAAUGGUAGAGAGCAUGAAUGCUACGGCUGAACUUGUGAGUGAUCAUUUAUACAGACAGCGUGUUGGUGAGAAGUUGCGAUGUCUUGAUGUUAAACCACCUGUGGAUCAUGUGAAUCGCAUAGGCCAGAUGAUUUACGAUGGGAGUUGUGCUAGGCUGAAAAGCAAGAGGGUGAUGGAGUCCGUUUGUGGGAGAAGGAGAUUUUGGACGAGGAGCGUUGGAGAUGUUAUGAUCAGAGGUGGAACUAGUUUAACUAUUUCUGGAAAAAAAAUAAUAAAAUAG